Messenger RNA from Gymnogyps californianus (California condor), 3278 nucleotides. Its product is annotated as protoheme IX farnesyltransferase, mitochondrial. Gene Ontology annotation, biological process: heme biosynthetic process. Gene Ontology annotation, cellular component: mitochondrial membrane; mitochondrion. NCBI's taxonomy places the organism in Eukaryota, Metazoa, Chordata, Aves, Accipitriformes, Cathartidae. The record is from RefSeq and is a predicted model, not a curated record. Gene Ontology annotation, molecular function: protoheme IX farnesyltransferase activity.
GGCGGUGAGGGAAGAGGGUGGCGGGAGCAGCGCUGCGGCCAUGAGCGCCGCCCGCCGCUGCAGCCCGCCCCGGGCGCUGGCAGGAUUAUUUGUCUGGCAUCUGAGGAACACUGGAAUACGGCAGAUACCAUGCCAGUUUGUACAUCUGUGCCGUGUAGCCAAUGACAGAUUGAUUACAUUUCAGUACUUUAACUUUCUCAAACGAAUGUAUGUAACGCAAUACAACAAAGACCUCAGCCAACAAGCCAAACCUAAGUCGGAUGCAGUUGCAUCUCCUUUUCGUGAGCUUCAGCAAUUGGAUCGAGAAAAAAAGGUUAUACUCAAGAUUAGAGCAAUUUCACCUGUUCAUCAAUCUUUGUCUGAGACACCAAGCAGAAAUGAGUUGAGAGAAGUGAAGUCAGCUGCGGACGAAGACUCAGUCGCACCAGUAAGAGCAGAAUCCAAAGAAGACAGACAAUGGAAAGAAAUGAAGCUACGACUGGAUGAUUUUCCAGGAAUUUUGGCACGCUUGUCCAAAAUUAAGCUUACAGCUCUGGUUGUAAGCACCGCGUCUGCUGGCUUUGCCAUGGCCCCGGUCCCUUUUGACCUGACCUGUUUCCUGCUUGCCUCCCUCGGAACCGGACUGGCAUCCUGUGCUGCCAACUCCAUCAAUCAGUUCUUUGAGGUUCCAUUUGACUCAAAUAUGAACAGGACAAAAAACAGGCCACUGGUGCGAGGACAGAUCAGCCCCCUGCUCGCCGUCUGUUUUGCUGCCUCCUGCGGAGUCCCGGGAAUCGCCCUGCUGACGCUGGGAGUAAACCCUCUCACCGGGGCCCUGGGAGCCUUCAACAUUUUCUUGUACACGUGUUGCUACACACCCAUGAAGAGAAUGAGCAUUGCCAACACGUGGGUGGGAGCUGUCGUCGGUGCCAUUCCCCCCGUCAUGGGCUGGACUGCAGCUACUGGUAGUCUUGAUGCUGGUGCGUUACUGUUAGGAGGAAUCCUCUAUUCCUGGCAGUUCCCUCACUUCAACGCCCUGAGCUGGGGUCUGCGGGAAGAUUACUCCCGAGGAGGAUACUGUAUGAUGUCCGUCACCCACCCAGGGCUGUGCAGGCGGGUGGCUCUGCGUCACUGCCUGGCCUUAAUUGGACUCUCGACGGUGGCUCCUGUUCUCGACAUCACCACGUGGACUUUCCCCAUCAUUUCGCUCCCGAUCAACCUCUACAUCUCCUACCUCGGCUUUCGGUUCUACAGGGAUGCAGACCGCAGCAGCUCCAGGAAGCUCUUCUUCUGCAGUCUGUGGCAUUUGCCGAUGCUGCUGCUUGUCAUGUUCACGUGCAAGAAAUCGUUCCUAGAGAAGGAAGACAAAGGCGAUCUGCUUGGUGAAAGUCAUGGGAGGGCUAUGGAAAUUAGAUUGCCUUAAAUGUCAAUUACUUGUCGUCCUCGUGACACAUCAGGUAGUAUAUUUUAGUAAUUACAAGGGGGAAACCUGUGGAGAUCUGUUUGAAGAAGAAUCAUUUGUGCCUAGCGACCACUUCAUGCGAUAAUUUUCUAUUUUCUUCUGAAAGGGAAUAGACACGAGAGCUUAAAGCAUUCAUGGGCCUCAGGCCUGUUCACUCCUCAUGGCUUACAAUUUAGCCUAUGUCAGAAGCACAUCACUUUGGGAUGGCCUUCCAAAGCCUCCCGGAGUCGUGGUCUCUCAUCUCGUGGAUAGGUUUUCAGUUAGCAAGUCACAUGCGCACACUUAGUAACCGCCAGCACUGGCAGCCUUGGCGAAGCCAUCAGGAAGCGACAGAUGAAUGAUUUAUCACCCCUGCUCCCCAAGCACCCUUUCCAAAUUAAGCUUUGAGGCACAUGGUGGGUUGGGUGAACUCUUCUUGUCUCGAUCCGUGCCGUCCCUGCUCUGAUAUUACACAGAGGCCUUCAGUUUCUGAGGCUUUUUUCAAUCAGCUACUUUUCCCGAGGUUCCCAUUCACCCCAGUAGAUUUUUAGUUUUCAUACAGCUGGCACAAUGCUAAAGCAGUAAGAAAGCUGUCUUUCAGCACACCACACGUCAGCAUUUAAACAACCUCCAGAUGAACAGCUAUUCUGUAGCGUAUACCUUGAACACACUCUAAGCCAUUCUGCUGUACGUCCAUCACGGGGAAUUUCUGACUCCCGUGUGGUUUUAUGUCAUUAGAGUUUGAGCCCUGCGUGUCAGAUCUUCGGCUGGUAAAAAUUGCCAUUACUGUUUAUGUCAGUGAAGCUUUGCAGAGGUGUAGGAGGUGAGAACCAGAUCUCAGAGUCUGGUAGUUUUAAGGCUUUUCUAUGCUAAUGCGUCUUGUGCCAGCCCAUUCAGUCUCAAUGUCCUCGGACAAGCUCUGGACUUGCAUCAGGAGUUUGAACUGUAUUUCCUGUCACACUGUGGUGGCUCAGAGAGGCGGCUUCGCUUUUGGGGUAUAUAAUUGGUAAGGAAACACAUUUUACAUAAAAAAAGUUGGGUUUUUUUAUCUAAUAUUAUAAUGUUCAAAUUACUGAUGCAGCCAGUGUCUCUCAAAAGCAAUUAUUGUGGAUGGUCUCACCAGGAAAAUGCAUUAUCUUUUGUAACUGAUACACUGAAAAACAUUUCUAGCCACAGUCUAAUGGGCUUGCGAUCCCACUGCGGGGCUGUGGCUAACCCUCAGCCUACCUGGGGCUGGCUGCGACCCGCUGGGAUGCUUCCAGACACAGCAGCAUCCAGAGCAGACAAAGACUGUGUUACAGUUUAUUGUGGUAGUUAGUGCCUGUUAUGACUUGAUGUGUUUUCACGCCAAGAUUUCUUUCCCACGUGGAGAGGGACUGGGCAGCACGGUUGUGCAUCAAUCCAAAGAUCCAGUAAUACCUGAAAUGGGAGACACUGUCUCUAAUCUGAUCCCGAAUAAAGCCCUUCAGGAAACAUCACAAAUCUGCCACCACGUGCGUAUCACGCUGACAUAAAAUCUUCACUGGCUGCUUUCAUGAUACGAGCCCAACUUCUGGUCUCAGUUACACUGGUGUAAAUCAGGAGUGACACGGUUAACCUCUGUUCUGCUGGCAGAGGUGCUCGCAGGAGCAGAGCCACCUGUUUUACAUGGCUCUUAAAUAAUCGGUUGCAAGAUUUUCUGACUCUCUCAAGUGAUUGCAGAUGACAGGAUUGAGUUCCCUCUUCCUGUUUGUCUGACGGACUCCGUUGUACUCGAGUUACUGUGGGCAACACUUCGUAGAAAUGUCUGGAAACUGUGCAACUCCUGAAUUUGUUUUAAAACUGCAUCCAGUCUUCUCUGCAAUAAAGUGCGUACUGU